UACAUGUCGUUGCCCAGACUAGGAGAAAUUCCGUAAACUUACGUAUAUGUGGGUUUGGUUUUUUGCGGUGUGGCGGAGAGUAUACGGAGCCAUGAACCAAUCUUGGCGAAGCGGAGGAGGGAUUCCGCACAACACACGGUGAUGUCGGGCAAAGAGAAGUUCCACGGGCUAGGCAGAGGAGCUACAGCGGGACAGAAGCGGAACCAACAACUACAGUCGUGGGAGAAGAGCGCCACGAACAAAGAGCCGGCGCACGUCUCGUCGAGUAGGCUACAGCCUCGCGUGCGGUUCGCGGAAAGUGUGGUGUUUCUCGCGGCCUGUCAGAGCGGAGACGUGGAAGAGGUGGAGAGACUACUAUCAGAAGAGAAGGCAGAUAUCAACUCAGUGAACAAGGACGGACUGACGGCUCUUCAUCAGUGUUGUAUAGAUGACGAUUAUGAAACGGUACAGUUGCUUGUUGAGAAAGGGGCUAACCUUGAUUCCCACGACAACGAAGGGUGGACCCCAUUGCACGCUGCUGCAUCAUGUGGUCAUGAUCACAUCGUGAGCUUUCUCCUGGACAAUGGAGCGUUUCCUGCCCCAGUCAAUAACGAGGGAGAUACCCCUUGUGAUCUAGUAGAGGAUGAUGUCAUCAGAGACCUCAUUACAGACGUCAUUCAUAAACAAGGGGUGGAUGUUAGUGACGUGAAGACAGAGGAGGAGCGACUGAUGCUGGCUGAUGCUAACAGGCUCCAGAAUGAUCCUUCCCUCUCUCCUGUGCUCAGUCCUGGGGGAGCCACCGUUCUUCAUGUCGCUGCUGCCAAGAACUACCUGGAGGUUCUCGAGGUUCUGCUGAGUCAGCAGACGAUGGUCAACAACAUAGACAGUAGAGAUGAAGAUGGCUGGACUGCGCUACAUGCUGCGGUGUACUGGGAGAACAUGGAGGCUGCCGUCAUGCUGGUGAAGAAGGGAGCGUCCAUCAAUCUCGUCACUAAAACUGGAGACACAAUCGAUGACUUGUGCAGGCCUGAAUUUGAGGAUGAAUUGACUGAACUGAAGGAACUUGGCGAGAAAGCGACGAGAAACCGAUGUUAUGCUGUCAACCACCACAAGAGGCCGACUCUCCUCCACCAGUCCAGCAGAGAUGAGGUUAAUGGAGGAAAGCCUUCUCCAACUGGUCUCAGGAGGAGGACAUCAAGAGACAGGUCAAUGUUCCCAAAGAUUGACAUGGCAAGUGAGAAGGCUAUGAUUGAGAAAUGGACUCCUCCCGAGGUUGCUGAUGGGCACAGAGGACUGGAGGGAAGUCAAGAUAUUGAGGUGUUGGAAGAGAAAGCCAAGAACAGCAGUGAGAGCCACAGUCACUCUGAGAACAACGUGAAGGAGGUGGUGAACAGCAUGAAGGACAGAGAGAUGACUGAGAGUGGGACACUAGCUGCCCUUCCCAGCAGCAAACCUCCCCUUCCUCCUGGAUCCAGUCCACAGACCAGUCCCCAGGUGCAGCCGAAGGCAGAGUCCAGCAGCAACGAUGGACGACUCACAUCUCCCCAGGCUUCCCCGAAAACUGCGAUAAAGCGGAGGGCGAUGUCGGGGGAGAUGAUGAAGAGAGUGGGUCUGUGGGAACAGCAUUCUACCACCAAUCUGAACCCUCCGACCUUUGCAGCAAGCUCCUCCCCCUCAGGCUCCGCCUCCUCGUCUCCCCAGCACACUCCCCAGACCACACCCCCUGAGACAACCAAAAACCCUCACGACUCGCAGCCAAAACGGUUCCCCUUUGUUCAGAGAUCUGUCAGUUCCACAAAGGGUGAUGAACGGCUGAAAGUGACGGGUAACGUAGGAGGAAAAAGGAACUCGUAUGAUGAGACUAGACUUGCCUCCAGUCUGAGUCAGAAUGAGACCUCGUCCUCUGUUUCUAAGACCUCUUCUCUUCCUCGUAAUUCCCGAAUGGUGAUGGAGCCUCAGACCCUGCCUUCUGGAAACAUAGCUGACGGUGGAGAGGUCACCGUCACGACGACGGAAGCCAUGCCAACGCAGAGUGUCCCUACGGAAACUGGUGUUCCAAGGGGAGGGGAGGGUGCAAAGGUUGAGAGGGAGCUGUCGCGAGCAGAAAGUGUUGAGAGUUUUCGAUCGGACCGUUCCUUCACUGAGGAAUCUGAGACCAAGUGAGUCUCUCUCCAGCACCUGUGAUUGUCCUUUUAUUAGGACAUGUAUGUGAACUACUUCCAUACCGUGUACCAUGACGGCGUGUAUUAAGUGUAAACACAGUGACGCGUAUCUGCUUUGCUUGUGCCCAGCAAUUGAUCUUGGUCUCAUAAUUCAUGAUACGCCACUACAGUCGUAAGAGGAAAGCAAAGAAAUCUCGAGAGACGAGGAAGAAGACGCAGCCAGUGCCUGCUGAUCUGUUUCAGCAGCUGUCACAGAUGGAGGAGGGUGGGAGAGAGGGGGAGAAGGUGAAACAGGAGGUGGAGAGAGAGAGGAAGCAGUUUGUGGAACAGCUCACGUCUGCUGCUCAGGACAGCGCAACUCUCUCCUAUAUGCAGGCAUCCUCUGGCCCUGCCUCUGGCACUGGUCCUGCUAGUGAGGAGAAACAGAGUACAUACAGACCUGGUGCCCGACCUGCCGCUCGCGUCAGACAUGAAGCCACACCCACCCAACCUGAGACUGCCGUUGCUCCCGACAUCACCCAGCAACCCCAACCUCCUGCCGACAGAGACAUGGAGUUGAGGGACGGGGAGGAUGAGAGGAGAGGAAGAACAAAGUCGGCUGUUAGACGAAAACCUCGUGAGCAGAGGAAGCCAACUGGAAUCAUGCAGUUUGAUCCGGAGGAGAUGAAGAAUGCAUCAGAGGAGGUGAUGAAACUUUUCACCAAAUCAGGCUCAUCGUCUGCCUCCAGUCCGGAGGCCGCGUCAGGUGACGUUUCCAGUCUUACACAGGAACUGAGAGACCUGAAGCUCAACUACGGCAAAGCCAAUGAGGAGUUGGCUGGACUGAAGGGGAAGGUGUCUGAACUCGGUCGCCGGCUGGAGGAUGCGACGAGGGCUUACCAGCAGGAGAGAAGAGAGAAGGAGGAGAAGGAACAGAGGAUUAUUACAUUACAGUCAGAGGCGAAGCACCUGAAAGCGAAAUGAAACUUCAACACCACUGCAUCUGUUGUUGCUAUAGAGAUGGGACGAGUUGAAGGUGGAAAACCAGCGACUGAAAGACGAGAACAGUGCUCUAAUUAGAGUGAUUGGGAAACUAUCACGGGCCCCAGUGAGACCAUCUGCCAAUUGAUUCACAAUGUUAUCAUCAUCAUAAUAAUGCUGUAGUCACUAUUGGAAAUUCGAUGUUUAUCCACAUUAGCUCUUGACUAUUAUUAUUGAUCUUCAUGUUUU
This is a messenger RNA of Geodia barretti, 3350 nucleotides long. Lineage: Eukaryota; Metazoa; Porifera; Demospongiae; Tetractinellida; Geodiidae. The record is from the annotation of a GenBank genome assembly.